Sphaeramia orbicularis (orbiculate cardinalfish) is the source of this 2135-nucleotide messenger RNA. RefSeq names its product regulator of G-protein signaling 1. NCBI's taxonomy places the organism in Eukaryota, Metazoa, Chordata, Actinopteri, Kurtiformes, Apogonidae. The record is from RefSeq and is a predicted model, not a curated record. The transcript has 6 exons. Bases 567 to 1589 code for a protein of 340 amino acids.
AAGCAGUGUGUGCGUCUGUUUUCCAGGCUGCAGGCGACUCUUCUAAGACGCACAGUCGGACGGUUUGACAAGUUCAGACACAAGUGAAGGUGUGGUAGGAGCUAUGAGGAGGAGGUCCUCUGUACCCUAGUGUCACGGGGGGAACUUUACGCAACUUCUCCUGGUGUCUUCCUUAAUUUGUCGGGGGUGUUCAGUAGAUGUCUGUGGGUAUAUGACAGUGUUAGGAGGAGGCAGGUCUGACGGAGCCGAGAACAAAUCUGGAGACAGGAGGAGCAGAAACGACGCAGGUUGGGUUUCCUAUGUUUCUACCGACGUGCCAUCGGUGUUGUUGGAGCUUAAAGCUGGAAUUUAUACACAUGUUGCUGUGCUUAUGAGAUCCGGAGGAGCCCACAGAUCCAUUAUGGAGAAAGUUUAAUAACAAGACUACCGGAUUAACAGGCUUUGCUCCACUGCAGCUCUAUCUCUUCUGCCUUCUUCUGUUUCAUUUCUCACCUUCAUUUGUCACUCUUACCUCUUUCCAGCAUCUCUUUUGCCUAGAUUUCUUCAUUACUCACUGUGCAGCUAACAUGCGUCGAUUCAGCUCUGAGGGAAACCUCCUGGACCUUGACUUUCUCCCCUGGAGGAGAGUGCAGCUUAACAGUCCAGAUAAUGACAAAAACAGGGAUUCUGGUACCUACACUCAAUACAACUAUGAAGAUGAGGAGGAUGGUAGGACAACGAGCCUUCCUCCCAUUAUCCAGGAGCCCAGAGACUGUCUAGGUGAAGCAGCAAAGAAUGAGCUAACUAGGGAGCACAGCAUCAGCGUGGAGAAUCUGGGUGACAUGGGCAAACAGGACAUGAACCACCUGAGAGUGUGUGCCAUUAAUGAAGGGUGCAGGGCGUACAGCGACGGCCAGCUGGCCCCGGCUUCACAGGGCAGCACGGAGAGCGUAGAGAGGGACGAUCUUCCUCCGUCUCCUUCAUCUCCUUCAACCAACCCCUUCUCUCACAAGUCCCAUCACAGGCAUCACCGGGCCAAGUUGUCAGCAGCUAAACUACACCUGAAGAGUCUGUUUGGUGGUCAGAGCCCUCAUUCUUCAAACCCAAACCUGUCCAACCCUGAACAAAAAGACAGUCCUAAAGAGAGGAGGUCUCGACUCCUCUUUAUGCGCCAGUGGAGUCAAGUCGGCCACAGUAAGAAGAGCAGGUUCCGCCGAGUAGAGCUUGAAAAAUGGGCCGAGUCCUUGAAUGAGCUGCUGUCCAGCCAGACUGGGGUUUCUGUGUUUGGAGCAUUCCUGCGUUCUGAGUUUAGUGAAGAGAAUCUGCAGUUCUAUCUGGCCUGUGAACAAUAUAGACAUUCGUCCAACAACUUCAGCCUGCAGAGGAGGGCCAAGGACAUCUGCGCCACCUACAUUCAACCAGGUGCCCCCCGGGAGGUGAACCUGGACAGUAAGACCAGAGACCUGACCAUCCAGCUGCUGCAGGCGCCGUCUCACACGUCCCUGUCCCACGCACAGAAACGCAUCUACUCUCUCCUGGACACAGACUGUUAUCCCCGCUUCCUCCAGUCCACCAUCUACCUCUCCUUGCUCCGAGAGGCUGAAGACUGAAGCCACGGGUCGAUGACGUGCACCGACUCAAGAGGACGAAUAGCGGCUCAGCGGUUUACAGGACUUCCAAAACACUGGAGACUGUAAAGCUGGAUGUUUAGCUACUGCAGGAAAUUUGCAUAAAAGACUGUCUGAAGCCAAUGUUGAUUCAUAUUGAACAUUACCUGCAGGAAUUAAGGGGGACACUUUAUUCACUCUUUUAAGAUGGGUAUUAUGUAUAUUCUUGAGUGAACCUAGCUUUGUCUGUCUGUUGAUUGUACUUUAAUAAAUAUGUAUAUCUAACGCUUCCAAAAACGACACAUUGCAGUGUUUACAUUUUUCUUCAUGUCUGGAUCCUACAAAAUAAAGCAUUAAAUAAGGAGGAUCGUAGUGCACAAAUAGAAUACACCACUCAUUUUGUUUUCACAGGCAUAUAGUUGAAUGAGCGCUGUAUACCGUUAUUACAGUACACAGGAAAUAGCACCACCUUGUUUUUUCUGUAUUGUGGCAGACUGCAUCCAGUCUGGAGAUCUGUUGUUACUAAAUGAUUUGUCUAUUCUAUUAACU